Xiphias gladius (swordfish) is the source of this 2520-nucleotide messenger RNA. RefSeq names its product synaptogyrin 2b (gene syngr2b). The transcript is spliced from 4 exons. The record is from RefSeq and is a predicted model, not a curated record. The coding region runs from base 148 to 894 and encodes 248 amino acids. NCBI's taxonomy places the organism in Eukaryota, Metazoa, Chordata, Actinopteri, Istiophoriformes, Xiphiidae. Gene Ontology annotation, cellular component: neuromuscular junction; synaptic vesicle membrane.
CUCGGCAAGUGGGGCAGCGCUGCGGGUGGCGGCGGCGGUCUUUAGUUACAGGAGUCUGGCUUAGCUGGUAGGCUGUCCUGCCAGGUCGGUUCAUACCACACGGUGCGCUCCAGAGGACGAACGGCUGAACGGCUGAACGGGCGAGACAUGGAAGAGACGGGCGGCGCAAGUGCGUACGGGGCUUCGCUGGCGGGAGGCGGCUUCGACUUCUAUAAGUUUGUCCGACAGCCGCAAACUAUCGUGAGGCUCCUCAGCUGGAUAUUUGCCAUGGUGGUGUUUGCCUGCAUUACAACAGAGGGAUACAUCAACUCUCCCCACAGUGCUGAAGCAAAGUGCAUCUUCAACCAGAAUGACUCGGCAUGUCAUUAUGCUGUUGGCAUUGGGGUGAUUGCUUUCUUGGCCUGCGUGGCCUUUUUGGUGUUGGAUGUUUACUUGCCUUUCAUGAGCAAUGCACAGGAAAGGAAGUAUGCUGUCAUGGCUGACUUGGGAUUCUCAGGGGCGUGGACCUUCCUGUGGUUUGUGUGUUUCUGCCUGUUGGCCAGUCAGUGGGGUCACACUCAUAAUGUCACAGGUAUCCCUGAGGAUGCUGCACGCGCCACUGUGGCCUUCUCAUUCUUCUCAAUCGCCACCUGGGGAAUCCUAGCCUACUAUGCCCUGGGUCGUUACCGGCGUGGUGUAAAUGAAGUUACCAUCCCAACCUACACAGAGCCGCCACUGGAUCCCCACAGCCCCUACCCUGCGACCUACAUCCCCACCUCUUACAACCCCACUACCUAUACCCCUACCACUUACACAGCCUAUCCCAGCAGUGUGCCCGACAUGCACCAACAGCCUCCCUUCACCGCGAGCCCCCAGCCGCAAGGAGACGUCGCCUACCAGCCGCCCAACUACUGAGACAAAGGGAGCUCACAUAGAUGAGGUGGUGUCCCUGGUCAUCUGCUGAUAGAGUGAUUGAAGUUGCACUGCACAGACACAGAGCUAUAUCAUAUUGAUGUGGUUUUACAUUUGAUCCAACCCACUUUUCUAAGUGUUGUCAGAUUUGGGAACCUGGGCAGUGCAACUGCGACUGUUAGAGAGGAGGUACACUGUGGUUUACUUCUAAGGGUCUGUGGUCAGAUCUUAAGACAUCAGGCUGAGUGCUGAGAUUAGUUCUGAUGAUUGGGAAAUCUGACCUUAGACCUCUGUGCAAAGAUGCAACUUUUACCUCAAAUGGGCUGAUCCUGAAGGGGAGGGGUAGAUAGAAUGUACCCAGGAGGUUAAAGGUCACAUAACGUGACGUUAUCACGCUCCAAUCAGAGUGGAAGAAGACAACACUGAAUGUGUUUCUCUUUACUCUCUGUUGGAACCUGAGAAUGUUUGUUUGUACAUAGAUUUCACUAUGCAAAGCUGCCAUUUUUAUGGUUGUAUGUGCCUGAUGUCUUGUCUUAUAUGGUUUAGUUGAUUUUCCCCUUCAGUGCAGUUGUCUUGAAGACCUAUAAACAGUUUAGAAUGUAUUAAAUUGAACAUUAUUUGGGAGUAGAGUACAGUGGAAAAAGACCACUAUAAAGCCAAAUAUCCCUCUGUGAUUGAGUUAUAUUUUGUGAAACGUGGGCUCUGUAGAGAUUAUGCACUAUCCAUAAAAUCACCUUUGAAAGAAAGUUUGCUGGGUUAAGAAAUCUGUGUGCCACAGUAAAAUGAGUUCUGUGUUUGCCAUCUCAAAUAGCAAUGCUUGUAAAUCCACUUCAAUCAAAACCUAUAGCUAGUGAUGACACGAAAAACCAUAAAGACCAUCCAUUUCCUGAACUCUGACCAUUUCAAAUGUAACGAACUUGUGUUGGUAAAAAUCGGUUAAAUGUGCCAAACUGUGGAGGUGUUUAUUGGACACCGAUAAUCAGUGUUGCCCUUUAAACUUGUAGCUAACAUUCAGAUAGUCAGGAGGGAGGGGAAUGUGGAUAACUAUGCACUUAUUGAACAGGUUUAUCCAGUGAGCAUGCCCUCAUACUGAAGUGUAACUCAUUAACUACCAGCAACAAUGCUUCCUCUUCAGUCUUUGAACAGAGGCCUCACACUUCCUCCAAGGUCUUGGUGACAUUUAGUUUUCAGAAUAGUAAUGUAUAUCUCCCAUUUAUAGUCUUCUUAAUCUAAACAGUUGAAGGCAGACUGCAGCGUGUAAGUCUUUACAGAUGACUGAUUAACAUCUCAGCCUGCAAUGGUGAGAAUUGAAAACCAGUCCUUAGAAAGGCUACCGGUUUACUUCGUUGCUUUGUGCCUGACAGUAACACGUUUGUCAGUUUAACACCUCGGAUGCCUUCUGGCUGUUGUAGCUCAGCUAAAGUGACAGUCAAGUUGGCCUGAGAUCAGUUUUUUUUUUAAUUGUUCCAAGGUUGUUGCGGGGUUGUAGGCUGACUUUAGAUCCGUGAAUGAUAUACCAGAAAUUUAAUGUAGUAAUAUUUAUUGAACACGAUAAUGUUAAUGGUACGACAUUGGAGACAUUCGUAAUAGUGAAAAAACUCUGUCAAUUAUAUUGUUUGACAUUUAGAA